Aplysia californica (California sea hare) is the source of this 1373-nucleotide messenger RNA. RefSeq lists its product as uncharacterized. The record is from RefSeq and is a predicted model, not a curated record. Bases 653 to 919 code for a protein of 88 amino acids. The transcript is spliced from 2 exons. Lineage: Eukaryota; Metazoa; Mollusca; Gastropoda; Aplysiida; Aplysiidae.
GCGGGCGUCACAGCUCGCCGGUCCCAAUUCUAACUUUGGGGUUUAUAUAGAAGAUCAGUUAAAACUGGCAGUUGUCCGUCCGCGUCGUGAUCAGAAAAUACUACAUGAUGCAAUCCUGGUUCAUUAAACAAAAACAACUGUUUUGGUGAUCUUCUAAAACCAGCAAGAAAGCGAGUAACUUGCGAUUUAUUUUCUUAAUUUUGAUACACUGUUUCCGAAUUUGACCUUAUUUUUAUUAUAGAACGUAGCAUUCGACAAGUUUUUAAACGAAAUGUUUAUCAUCGGCCGGCCACGUCGAUACUAUGGUAAAUACCAUCAAGACGGUGUAUUCGCUCAGCACAAUUGCUGUUUCUCGGACGAAUUCUUUCCCUGUUUUUAAAAAUAGAGUCGCUGUUCCCCCGGUGCACCGUUUAAUCCUAUUUAGCACUAUUUAGUAUAAAAACUAAUAGAGUACCUUUGAAACCGGAAUGUGGCUACAAUGGGCUCUAAGACGUAGGAAAGUCAGCUCCACAGCAAGUUGAAGAACCUGUUGUCGACUACCCUGGUAUCUAGCAGAGGAACGCAAAGAAAAAGGAUACCAAUGGCCUGACCUCACAUUUUGUUUUCUUGUUGCAGCUAUACAGUUGUCAGGUCUGGUGCCCCAGCGACCACUAUGAAUCUGACUGAUUAUUUUGAAGAUUUGAAGUCAGUGAGGAUUUCAGGACCACCACCUGUUCCCGCUGGCAAGUUUUCGCAGGAUCCAGGCUGUGGUGUUAGCAAGGGAUGUUUCAGCAACUGUGAGAACCAAGUGUGCGACUGGGAAUCUUCCUGGGAAGAACAGGGCUCUGACUACCGCAUUGUGCUCAGGUCCACCUUCAGCGCAGACAACAAGUACCUCUCUCUGGGCUUCAAUUCAUUACUGGGAAAAAUGGUAGACUGAACUGGGUCUAGAAUACAAUCAAUUUAUAUAUAAGUUAUAUAUAACGCUUCAAAACUGCUUUGUAUUGUUUGCAUUUAUAACUUGGUUUUAUUUUGACCAGAUGAUAGUCCUUUGGAAGUUUAAAAAAGGUAAACUAGGAAAAAAACAACAUCGAGAACGAUGAAGAAAAGAACAACAGCAGCAACAAUAUAACAAUAGCAGCAGUAACAACAAAAACACAGCAAAAAACAACAAUAUCAACAAGGGACAUGCCAAUACUACCGAAACCAUAAACAGCAACAGCAAAACAAAAUAUAACAAUUACUGUAUAGCAAGAAAAACGGUCACAAAACCUACAGUUAAAACAGCAAAACAAACAUCCCUUGACAACAUUGCUGUUUAAGAAAUAAAUACCGAAGUCAUGAUAGUUCAUAAGAAAAAAAUAAAUAUACAUUUCAGGGUAUAAUAUCAGUUU